GCCACCGCUUUCUUCUUCGGCUGGAAGAUGUAGACCUGAAGCUGGCCCACCUUAGGGAGUACGUUGCCCGAAUGUGACUCCAGGUCAACAUCAUCAGCCACAGCCUCUGCUGUGCCUGCGCGGCUGCGUCGAAGGAUCUCCCACAGAAAGCCCAAGGACCAGGUUACAGAAGAAAUCAAAAGAUUAUAAAUUAUUUUCAUGGAUACAGGCAAGGAGACAAUGGUACUUCAACCUGUGCUUCAAUCUGUGCAAGCUCCUUGAAGAGAAAAUCUGCAGUGGAGGCAUCAUGAAAUAACAGCCGAGAAUCAAAUAUCACAAGUGAUCUUCUGUAUCUUAACCUCCUAAGAAGUGGAAAUGGAAAACUGACUACAGGAGACUCGUCUUAUACAGAAGAACAUACUUCAGCUCAAACAACAGGCAGGAUUAUUCAAACCCAUUGGAACAGAAGUCAAUGCAUUGACCUCUACAGCUUGCUACAAAUGGCAGGUCUUUCAUGGUGAUAUUUCAGUAACACAUAUUCAGAUGACUUUGGGAUACUUUUCACAUCAAUGAUGAAAGGAUUAUCUGGAAGUCGCAGUCACCAUCAUGGGGUUGCCUGUGAACCAGGAUGUGACUCUCUGGUACAUCACUCAGACAGGAAGCCAUAUUUGUUAAAUCCUGUGGAACACCAUCCUGCAGAUCACUCUUACUACACUCAGAGGAACUCUUUUCAGGGAGAAUGCAUGGUUCCCUAUAAUGAUCAGAUUGCCAGCAGCACAUUCCCUCGGAGGCAUUACAAUUCCCAUAAUGAGCUUAAAGAUGAGUGUGCUUUGGUGCCACAUGGAACAGCUGGUAAAAGUAAUCGCAUCCCUGCCAAUCUUUUGGACCAGUUUGAAAGGCAGCUUCCUCUUAACCGAGAUGGCUACCAUACUUUACAGUACAAAAGGACUGCUGUAGAACACCGUAGUGAUAGUCCAGGGAGAAUCCGCCACUUGGUUCACUCCGUUCAAAAACUUUUCACAAAGUCUCAUUCUCUUGAAGGCCCAUCAAAGGGCAGUAUCAAUGGAGGCAAAGCCAGCCCAGAGGAGACACAGUCUAUGAGGUAUGGCAAGCGUAGCAAGAGCAAGGACAGGAGAUCAGAAGGAAAAUCCAGGUCAAAUGCAUCAGGAUGGUGGAGUUCUGAUGACAACUUGGACAACGAUGUUUGCGUUUACCAUGGACCAAGUGGGGUGAUGACUAUGGGACGAUGCCCUGACCGCUCCACCUCUCAGUACUUUAUGGAAGCCUAUAACACUCUUAGUGAACAUACUGUGAAGCCUUCCAGGAGCAAUAAUGAUGUCAAAUGUUCCACCUGUUCAAACCUGCCAGUAAAUUUGGAUGCUCAGUUAAUGAAAAAAAGUUCUUGGUCCUCUACACUGACAGUGAGCAGAGCUCGUGAGGUUUACCAGAAAGCUUCCAUGAACAUGGACCAGACAGUGGUGAAAGCAGAAACCUGUCAACAAGAACGGUCUUGCCAGUAUCUUCAGGUUCCUCAAGACGAAUGGUCCGGGUACACUCCACGUGGCAAAGAUGAUGAAAUCCCAUGCCGACGAAUGCGUAGUGGUAGUUACAUUAAAGCCAUGGGAGAUGAAGACAGUGGAGACUCUGACACCAGCCCAAAGCCAUCUCCAAAGAUUGCUGCACGAAGAGAGAGCUAUCUCAAGGCCACCCAGCCAUCACUUACAGAACUUACCACCCUCAAAAUAUCUAGUGAACAUUCCCCAAAGCUUCAGAUCCGGAGCCACAGUUACUUGAGGGCAGUAAGUGAAGUUUCAAUCAAUCGGAGCUUGGAUAGCCUGGACCCUGCAGGCCUACUGACGUCUCCAAAAUUUCGUUCCCGGAAUGAGAGCUACAUGAGAGCCAUGAGCACUAUUAGUCAGGUGAGCGAGAUGGAAGUGAACGGUCAGUUUGAAUCAGUCUGCGAAUCAGUAUUCAGUGAACUGGAGUCUCAAGCAGUGGAGGCUCUGGAUUUACCAAUGCCGGGCUGCUUCCGCAUGAGAAGCCACAGCUACGUGAGAGCAAUUGAAAAGGGCUGUUCCCAAGAUGAUGAAUGCUUGUCACUGAGGUCCUCAUCUCCACCACGCACAACCACUACUGUGAGAACCAUCCAAAGCAGCACUGUUUCCUCUUGCAUUACCACAUAUAAGAAGACACCACCUCCCGUCCCACCGAGAACUACUACGAAACCUUUUAUCUCCAUCACGGCACAGAGUAGCACAGAAUCUGCUCAAGAUGCCUACAUGGAUGGACAUGGACAAAGGGGAGAUAUCAUCAGCCAGUCAGGACUUAGCAACUCCACAGAAAGCUUGGACAGCAUGAAGGCGCUGACAGCUGCUAUUGAGGCAGCUAACGCCCAGAUCCAUGGCCCCGCCAGCCAACAUAUGGGCAACAACACCACUACAGUCACAACCACUACCACCAUCGCCACCGUCACUGCAGAUGACAGAAAGAGAGAUCAUUUCAAGAAAAAUCGAUGCCUGUCCAUUGGAAUACAGGUGGAUGGAGAGGAAUCCUCUAGCUCAAGUGAAACCAGACCAACCAGUAAGUUCCAAUCCAUAGGUGUUCAAGUAGAGGAGGAGAAGUGUUUCCGCAGGUUUACACGGUCGAACAGUGUUACAACAGCAGUUCAAGCAGACAUGGAUUUCCAUGAGAACUUUGAAAUGUCCAUGGACCCUCAAGAAGACCAUUCAUAUCCUGGGCAAAUGUCAAGACAAUAUUCGCGAGAUGCCAGCACUUCCACUGUAAGCAUACAAGGCUCAGGAAACCAUUACCAUGCAUGUGCAGUGGAUGAUGACUUUGAUACAGAUUUUGAUCCUUCAAUUUUACCUCCACCGGAUCCUUGGAUUGAUUCAAUAACUGAAGAUCCUGUUGAGGCUGUUCAAAGAUCAGUGUGUCAAAGAGAUGGACACUGGUUCUUGAAGCUUCUUCAAGCCGAGAGAGAACGCAUGGAAGGUUGGUGCCAACAAAUGGAGAGAGAAGAACGAGAAAAUCACCUACCUGAAGAGAUUAUAGGUAAAAUUCGAACGGCAGUUGGAAGUGCCCAGCUUCUCAUGGCUCAGAAAUUUUACCAGUUCAGAGAACUGUGUGAAGAAAAUCUGAAUCCCAAUGCACACCCAAGGCCAGCCUCGCAGGACUUAGCAGGGUUUUGGGAUAUGCUGCAGUUAUCCAUUGAAAAUAUUAGUAUGAAAUUUGAUGAACUUCAUCAGUUAAAGGCCAAUAAUUGGAAACAGAUGGAUCCACAUGACAAGAAGGAGAGAAGGGCCCCUCCUCCAGUGCCAAAGAAGCCAUCGAAAGGUCAGGUGCCACUCAUACGGGAACGCUCCUUGGAGAGCUCACAGCGUCAGGAGGCACGGAAACGGCUGAUGGCUGCCAAACGAGCUGCGUCUGUCCGUCAGAACUCAGCCACUGAAAGCGCCGAAAGCAUUGAGAUUUACAUCCCCGAAGCCCAGACCAGGCUAUGAAGGGAUCCAGCCAGGAGGACUCUCAAUGGCAAGAAGAAACAUCUCUUGUAUAAUCAUCUGCCCUUCUAGGUUCACGCUCAGAAACACCAAUAAGUAUUUGCAUUCACCCCCUCCCUUUAUCUCUUUCUUCUCUCCCAAUGAAGUAACACUUCUGUGGCGUAGUUGUCAACCCUCCAGGAGAUUCUCCACUUGUAACGCCCCUUGCUUUCUAAAGGUUUGCUCAUGUCAACCUAAUGCUUUGUCACAUGUACUGAUGCUGACUCAAGUUUAAAAAAAAAGAAAAUCCCACAGACACACACAUGCUCACUCUCUCUUUCUCUCACAUAUACACAACAUGCGUACUCUCACACACAUACACAUGCGCACACAUACACACAUGUGUACAGUAGAUGCACCAAUUAAUUCAUUCAUGGUCCUUAAAGCUAGUCUGUUAUCUAGUGUACAGCAAUAUUCAAUUAUACGGUAUUUUGGUAAUCCAGUAUUGCAGGGUGAACCUUUAAGAUUCUGUUGUCUUCCUCAUUAAUGGUGAAAGGAGCUGUGGCUCAGAAUCCCGUCUUUAUAUGACUAUCGUUUUUUUAUAAAAAAAAAAAAGUAUGGCACACAUGUGUUUUGAUCUUCAGAAAUCAUAUCUUCUUUCCAGACAAUUUGGAAGGCACGGGGAGAUAGGCAUGCUGCAGUGAAAAUUGAAGUGAGUCUUGCAGAUGAAAAUGUAAACGAUCCUAUGAAGGGAGACCUGCAGCUUCAACAACUGCCUCUUUUUUAUUUUCUCACUCACUUUAGAAUCUUUUUUGAUCAGCAGAAGAUUGUAAAAUCGAUCUUCCAAGGAAAUAAUCUAUUUUUUAAAAGGCAAUAAAAGGGAAAAUUGGAUAAGAUGGAAAACUGGCUGAAAGGUAGAUUAAAGAAAUAUUUUUGUCCAACUAGCUUGUAAGGAUUUUUAACAUUGUAUUAUAUUAUCAAUUCCUAUCGUAAUGUAGGGAUUAACAUCAGUUUUACAAAAGGGGAGGGAGUUUGUGUUUUUUUAAAAAAAAUCUGUGUUCCUUUUCGGUGUCCUAGUUUUGGCAAAACUUUCAGAUUUUGCACAUCUUUUGAGAUAUUUGUUGCUGAUAUACUGUAAAUGAAAUACAUGUUUGUAUGCAAAAGGUUAGACUGGUUACAUCAAAUGCUUCACAUCUCCUCCUCCAGUCUCUUUAGAUCUGCUCUGGAGAAUCAAGAGGUUGCUGCUGCACAUUGAUUUCUUUAUUGAACUGCUUUGACAAACUGAGGUUCAUACAUAAUUAUUGAUUCUUUGAAAUGAAGGACAAUAAAUAAUUCUUUGGAAAUGGUACUGGUGGGAAAGUUAUCAGAACAUGCCGUGUUGAUACUAACAUUCAUGCCAGCAGACAACAUGGGGACCUGCGAAGUGCCACAUAAUUUUAUGGGUGGCAUGCAGUAUCUCAUUAGCAUGCAUGACAAACAGAUGUGAUAUGCAACCUGACAUUACAGAAUUGGCAGUUAUGUCCUUGUGGAGCUGGUGAGUUCAGCUGGUCUGUCUUCUAAUCCCAAAAGCAAUUGUUAGGCUUUCUGUUGACAGAAGUUAGUAGAUUAUGGUUUGGGGUUGCAUCUAAUCCUUUUGCAUUAGUGCUCUCCCAGGUGCCACACUAAGAGUUCUGGCCCAUUUAUUCUGUGGAUCAUCACUUUUCCCACAUGGGCACCCAUGUUGAGCAUGGCAGGAAGUGGCCUUCAUUUGUCACAAGGAAGCCCUCUACUCUGUAAACAAGAGAGGUUAUGGCAGCAAAUCUGCCCUCUGUGAUUUACCGGAGUUGGUUUUCAGUGCCCUUACUGUUAAAACAUUCAAAACAUUCCAACUGUGGAACACUUAACUGCAUGGUUGGCAUAACUAUGUAGCAUACACCUCAAAAUAUCAAAAGUUACCAUCAAAAAGCUGGCCUUUGAACAAAAUAUAUCAACAUUUCCAGAUCAUGCCAAAAUGCAUCACGUAAUUCAGCAUCAUAGUUAGGUGCUACCUUUAAUUUUGUUCCAGAAUUUGGGAGAGGUAACAGGUUCUGGCAAGGAAAACAUUGAAAAAAAUGUAAAAAAAACACUAGAAAAAAUUCUACCUCUCAAAGCCAUUGAUAUAUCCAAGCUAUAUGUUAAUAAAUAGGGCACAAAAUAUUACUGCUGUGUUUUACAAGUAAAGGGCUAAUAAUUUAAUAUUUUAAAGUCUUUUAAACAAUAAAAUGAAAAAUCCAGAGUAACCCAACACAUGAAGCAAUCAUGGAAAGUCUGACUUGUAAGGAUUUCAGCUGCCUCUUAUUUGCUAGGGUUUAUUAUAUUAUAUUUUAAGAGUAUUUUUCUCCACAAAUUGUAAUAAACAAAAGGCUUUGCAGCUACAUAGGCUUUCAUGUCACCUUUAAAUAUAGGGUAAUGAUAUACAUUUUAAACAUUUAAGAACUUUUUGUAGGAUGAGGUUUUAAAAACAGUAGCCAAACAAAAGGUAAUAUUCACACCUAUAAUUCCGUUUAAGGUCAAUGACACAAGUGACUUUAAACUGUGCUGAGGAGAUGCCAUAAAUUUGGUGCGUUCAUGUGGCACAAGCCUACAAAAAAAAUUACUUGCUAGUAAGAGUCUAUUAUUUUCUUGGGUUCACAUCCAGAUAAAUAUUUUAAGGACUGAGCCCCAAGUUCUGCAUCUGAAUUGUAUUUCUACAACCUGUGUUUGGUAUGACAUAUAAGAGAAUUUGUUAGCAUGAUGCCUGAUCAGAAAAUUUUAACUUUUACUUAGCUUUUCAGCUAAACCCAGCUGGUAUCCGGAUUCUGAAUGCUUGCAUACAAUGUGAUGUUACUGUUUGCUUUGAUAUACCACAGUAUUACAGUGGAUGGUAGUACCUCCCUUGACUAUUUAUUUAUUGGCUUAGGAAGUCAAGGAAAUUGGGCUACCUACUGGAAACUAAAGUUUGAUUGUCUAUGGUUGCCAUUUCUCAACCUUUUGAUUUAUGACAGAGCACCAUAAAUAAGCAACAAUAGCAAAAAGAUUAAGAUGAUACUUUUAACACAUGAUCCAGCCAAAAAAAGCAUUUUAAAUCCCAUUAAUUUUAAUUAAUGAGACUUAAAUCUGCUAAAUUUGCAUAGAUUAUAGCAUAUUAUUUUAACCUAAUUUGUAUGUGUGUUUUUUUUAAUAGCCCAUAUCUAGGGGGAAAAAGUAUUGCUAUCAGGAUUUUUAAAGUACAAUACUGUUGGGGUUCUCUGGGUGAUGAGAUAUGAAAACAAGGGUUUGGGCCUCCGAAACCCAAAGUUCUAAAGUAUUUAUUAUAUUUUUUUUUGCAGACGUUUCUUUAAUCUUUUUGUAAUGACAGGUGAAGUAAUGGAUUAAACAUUUUAAUAUUGGAAAGGUAAAAAGUAAUAAGUUAUUUGUAAUAUAUUUCAGUUUAUUUAUUGGAUAUUCCGUUAAGCUUUUGUGUGCACUACCACUUUAAUUUAAACAUUAUAUUUGUCAAUUUACUGUUUGUUUGCUUUUUUCUAAUUUAUAAUGCCUAUUUGAACUGGAAUGUAAGUCACUCGCUUACUCAUAUUUUAACUGCAUUCCCAGCCAUGAUAUCAAUACAAUUUGAUUUGCAAAACCAGUAUGAGUUGGAAAGGCUCUGGAUGAAGGGAUGAAGAAUUGGAGAGCAUUGUAUGACAUAACAAAUUGAGUUUUCAUAAGAGUAUCUACCUUUCUGAUGUGUGGAGAACAUAAAAUGUAAAUAGAUUAAUGUUUCCCAUAAUGUAAAAAAGGAGCAAAUUAAUAAAAUACAUAAUGCACUGCUUGUAA
Pogona vitticeps (central bearded dragon) is the source of this 7265-nucleotide messenger RNA. RefSeq names its product DLG associated protein 1 (gene DLGAP1). The record is from RefSeq and is a predicted model, not a curated record. NCBI's taxonomy places the organism in Eukaryota, Metazoa, Chordata, Lepidosauria, Squamata, Agamidae. Gene Ontology annotation, biological process: signaling. Gene Ontology annotation, cellular component: postsynaptic specialization; glutamatergic synapse. Gene Ontology annotation, molecular function: molecular adaptor activity.